GUAAACUGGGAAACAGACUCUUGAGUACAACCGUCUUGUAGUUACUGCAUUUCAUUGAGAAGCGUCUCAUACAGGUAGAGUUUUCUGAAGUUGUUUAGUGAGAUUUCCCAGGAUCCCUACAGGUAGAAGUAGGUGAGGCCGCUUCGGCCCGUCUGCUGGACCAGGACGGGUAUCACAGCUCCAAUGCCGCCCGCCCGGGCCCGUGCUGCUGCCGCCGGCCACGGGAGUGAAUGACUGUGCCACUUCUUUCCCGGGCCGCUGGCGCCGCCUCCCGCUCCACCAGCCGGCUGUUUUGAUUAACCCCCUGGACUGCUUCUGUGAACUUCAAUAUGUGUCAUGUCAUUGUCACCUGCCGCUCCAUGCUCUGGACCCUCCUGAGUAUUGUGGUGGCCUUUGCGGAGCUCAUCGCCUUCAUGAGUGCAGACUGGCUGAUCGGGAAGGCCAAGAGCCGCAGCGGAGGGGCCGAGCCGACGGCAGGGGGCGCCCCCGAGCCCCCGCACCCCACGCUGGGCAUCUAUGCUCGCUGCAUCCGCAACCCUGGGCUGCAGCACGUACCGCGCGACACGCUCUGCGGGCCUUAUGCUGAGAGCUUCGGAGAGAUCGCCAGCGGCUUCUGGCAGGCCACCGCGAUCUUCUUGGCCGUGGGAAUCCUCAUCCUCUGCGUGGUGGCCUUGGUAUCCGUCUUCACCAUGUGUGUGCAGAGCAUCAUGAAGAAGAGCAUCUUCAACGUGUGCGGUCUCCUGCAAGGAAUUGCCGGCCUGUUCCUCAUCCUUGGUCUCAUCCUCUACCCUGCUGGAUGGGGCUGCCAGAAAGCCGUAGACUACUGUGGACACUAUGCAUCCGCCUACAAACCUGGAGACUGCUCUUUGGGAUGGGCCUUUUACACUGCCAUCGGCGGCACAGUCCUCACCUUCAUCUGUGCCAUCUUUUCCGCACAAGCAGAAAUUGCAACCUCCAGUGACAAAGUACAGGAAGAAAUCGAAGAAGGGAAAAACCUUAUCUGCCUCCUUUAGUGUGGAAGAGACAUUGAUGCCACUGUUUUUCCUUUGUAAUCUUGUGAAACAGUCGUCGUAUGAAUCAAGUGGAAAAAUAGCCUUCACCUACCAAAGCCACAUUCCACAGCCCCAGCCUGCACAGGACCUGUGAGGGGCAACACUUGACUAAGCACAGCUACUGGACAAGGGCCACAGUGCAAAUGAUGCGUGACAACCUGUACCAUUGUGUAACAAACCUGACUGCAGUUGUGGGGGCUGAUCAGAUCCCAUCUCCCCAGGGCUCCAUGAAGGAUAAGGAUAAUGACCGGAAUCAUGAAGGCACCAUCUUUCUGGCAACAGGAGACUUCGUUGGCCACGAGGCUGGCAGGCCAUUUUGAGGGUCAAAGAGGAAGCUUCUGCCUUGCGGAUGCAUGUAUGUGAGCAUCUUUGCCUCAGAAUGAGGUCUCAAGUUGGCCUGGUUUUCUUCCUAGUUCUUUCCCCUUGUUUCAGUUGGAGACUAAACAGAUGAUCACAAACUUACUGGGGAAAGGAUGUGUGCCAGUGGACCAAAGGGUUCUCAACGACCAUGUGGGACUUACUCUAGGCUGAAUUCCAGGGGAAAGUAGAUCACGUCAUCCAGACUGCCACUCCAAGGUGUCAGAAACGUUUGAGUAAAGAGACACUGAGGGGCUGUACAAUCACAUGAGAAUAAAAGCUUAGAUGUUGGCCAGAUGAGGACAGUUUCCUCUUCCAGCAGCCAGGCUAGCAUACAUGCAGGCCCAGCUGCCUCUUUCUUUUAGAACUAAGAUUAUGCUUUGACUGUCAAAGGAAACCUGUUUCCUUCUUCCAGGGAGAGUGGGCUUCACACCAGCUGUGAAAGUCAGGUGCUCACAAGGAGGAACUGCCCUGAGGGGACCUUUUCUGUUUGGUGAUCCAGCUUUAGCUGGAUUCCCAAUCCCUUUAGCAAAAGGAAUGGGAAACUUUGCAGGAAAAGGGAGCUAGUGAUGGUAGUUAAGCUUCUCUAGUCACUGGUGGCAUCCUGAAAGCAAACUGAAAUAACAUUAAACUGCUGCAACCGAGUUGCACCAGAGAUUUGAAAAGCAAAGAGCAGAAAGUUUAUGCAAAAACCCAAGCUAGAUCAAGUUCACAGCAUCUGCCUAUACCUGUUUACAGAAACACUCAAAAUACCACUGUUAGAAAGGAUUGAGGAAAAAAGAAAAAAAGAUCCAGGGCUUUUAAUGUAGUUUCCAUAAGUUAGCAAUAUAAUUGAUCUGGGCAAGUGGUAAUCAGAAUGAGCAAAGGUCUGACAUGCGCACAGGGACCGCAGAAGGAGAACUUUCCUCACCCACAGAAGCCAGGAAGCAUAGGCCUGUCCAUUGUCUGGGAGUCUCUUUGGGUUUAUGAAUCUGCUCACAGAGGGCUUUAUUUUGAAAAUAUAACAGGUACUAAGCACCUUCUACUGGGAAGGUAUUUUGUGGUAAGUACCAUCAGGUAUUCAAACUUGACUCAGAAGUUACAACUUUGCACCAGUGAAUGAUGUCAAAGCUGUGUGAGUUAGAACCAUAGGAGGCAGAACAAGAAAUAAAUUGGGGAGACUAACUUUUUUUUAUUACAUCCUGUUUGGCCUUUGGCCUGUAGCAAAAACCAUCUUAUCUCACAGGUGAAAAGGCCAAGGGCAAGAUAUGAGCAGAUCUUUUAAACCAGUGCUCGCUUUUUUCAGAGCAAGAAGGGUUAACAGCCAUCCUUCUAGAAACCUAGGUAAAGGCUCAGGAAACAUUAAACCAUCUGUCUACAUGAAAUAGGCCAUGGGAGCCACUGGGCAAGACUCCUGUGCCUGACAGUGCUUUAUAAUGUCUAACUGAGUCCCUCCACCAGCCAGAUAACUACUUUUAAACCUGAGCAGUAAUUUUCAUUAAAAGCAGUUUCCUUCAUCGGGCAAAUCUUGAUACAACUUUUUCUUAAAUUUCUUAUUAGAAGAUUAACCUUUAUAAGAGAGAAUCCAUUUUACAAUCUCAGCUGCCUCCUAGGGACAAGUCAUAAGCCCAGAAGACCCUAUGAAUAUGUCCACUGCCUGCUUCUUGGCAGAAGUGGCAGGGCUCCCCUAGGUCACCCUGUCACAGUGAACCCAUCAAUGGCAGUCACAAGUGACAGUGGGACCCCUCAGCCAGGGCAAAGUCACUUAACAAUGUUCAUUAAUCUGAAUGAUACAGAAGACUAAGAAGAAAAAGGCACAUACACAAACCAAACCCCAACCCAUUAAAAAACUACCUGAAAACUUAGUGUAACAGAGGGAGAAUGAGUCUUCUGCCACAGGGAUAGGCAUUGUUGAGUCUCUGAAACCUUCAGCCCAUUAGUCAGCCUUUCUUUGUGAUAAGACUGUAAUGAUACUCUGGACCAAAACUCUUCUGCAGCUCUUUAAAAACCACUCGAUCUACACUUUCUAAUAAAUAGGACCAUUACUACUCCCAGAAAAGCCUAUUUAUUUUGCCUGCAUUUGUGCUUAAAGUUUUGUGAUGGGCUAGGCAUCUCAAAGCACUCUAAGGCAGAAAUGUUUGCCUUGGAGUCUGGAUUCUUUAAACCUGUGUGCUAAUUCAACAGUGUAACAUUUAAUUGUGUGAGGGUUUCUGUGUAGUUCGCAAACAGCUGUGGUGUAAUGACCCUUGUUUCAUGUAUCCCAUAAAGUGCCAUAGUCUUUUGUUUAAUGUGUAGCGUAUUUAAAUAUGUAUAUUACAUACACAAGUUUUUGUGAAAGAUGUGCAAUAACAAAGGUGUAUGUAUAUUCUUUUUUUUUCUUUUGGAAACUGGACAGGAAUCAAAACAGGGAUGUUUCCUGUUUUGGCAAAGCAGAGUUACACAUUUUUGCCUUCGUGGCCCACUUAUUAGCCCAAAACAAUUUUAAUGCUACAUGAAUCUUAUGUGAAGAGAAGACUGGUAUGAAAGUUUUUUCCUGGGUCUAAAUUAUAAUAAUUACUCUAUUUCUGUGAAAGUGAAGCCAGCAAGCCAGGCCCAGUUAAUGCUAGUCUUUCAUGUGAAAUGUGAAGCUGCGUGUUGCCUUUUCUGUUAGUGUGACUAUCGCUGGACCAUAACUACGGGCGCUGCUUCUUAGCCUGCUUUCCUGGAUCCUGUUAAUGCUAGGCCACUGUGGAAGCACUGCCCACAUGCCUUCUUAGCCUAAGUCUGGCUUUGGACAGACCUUCGUGCAAUAACGCCUGGCCCCGGGAAUCGCUGCCUGCAUCUGUUUAAGUAGCAGUGACGCCCUGCAGGCCCAGAGUCAGAGAUGGGUCGAGUUUCUUCUGAGACUGUGGUGGAGCCCUUUCCAAGGACGAGGGAGUCCUCAGGUGCUCUGGAGGAAAGCUGCACCACUUGACAUUCAACAGCCACUUGAGCCAAACAAAACCUGUAUUACAGCGAUGGACUCAAUUUGAGCCCUCACAUGUGUGGUUACCCUGUUAUACUGUAAACUAAUACAUUGUCUAGCAUUGAUGAGGUUCCCAUGCCUAUGUAUUUUCACAUUGUGCUCCCUCCCCCUCAGAUCUGAAUUAAACCAGAUCUUAUAAACCUA
Molecule: messenger RNA, 4536 nt
Organism: Fukomys damarensis (Damara mole-rat)
Lineage: Eukaryota; Metazoa; Chordata; Mammalia; Rodentia; Bathyergidae
Gene: Lhfpl2
Product: LHFPL tetraspan subfamily member 2
Exons: 4
Coding region: 330-1013 (227 amino acids)
Cellular component (GO): membrane
Source: RefSeq, a predicted model, not a curated record